This is a messenger RNA of Nymphalis io (European peacock), 1967 nucleotides long. RefSeq lists its product as uncharacterized. The record is from RefSeq and is a predicted model, not a curated record. Bases 432 to 1493 code for a protein of 353 amino acids. The transcript has 7 exons. Lineage: Eukaryota; Metazoa; Arthropoda; Insecta; Lepidoptera; Nymphalidae.
ACGCCUGCUGCUCUACCGUGACCUUUCGACUCAAAUAUUUCGUUAAUCGAUAGUCAAAAAUUUAAUACAAUUACUUAAAAAACUUAAUGAUAUUUUGUUGUCUUAAUACUGAAAAAUAUGUGAAGCAAUUGUAAAGACGCUGUUUAUUUUGUGAAUAAAAGUUUCGUGCGCAAACUUUUGACUUUACCGCUUUUGUAAUUGACUAUAUUUAUUUUUUGUGCUUUUAUUAUUUCCAAAAAGUGUUUUUGAAACUAUUCGAUGUUUAAGCUAAACAAAAUUGUAUGUUAUGGAAUUGCAAAGCAGGAUGUCAAAUGAGGUACCUCGAAGCGCCGACGUAAUAAAAUGAACGAGUGUGUGGCGAACUAUCAAUAUAAACGUACUUGAAAUGUUUAACUGAUAAUAACGAAGAUUAAAGUUAAACAAAGUGCUAUAUGCGACGUCGGAGGUAUCGAAUAUCAGGUGGCAUGGAGGUGAUUCUGUCAACAGGGAGCCGCAUUUUCGUGGCCUUUAUCGCUACCGCCUUCUGGGGUAUGGGAGUUCGAGGUCUUCACAAUUUGGAGAUAAACGUACCAAGCGCUGUUUUAAUCGGAGAGACAGUAACCCUGGAAUGUACAUGGCAGUUAGAAGAUGAAGAAACGCUGUAUAGUGUAAAGUGGUACCGAGGAAGAGAAGAAUUCUAUCGAUACAUACCAAAGGAAUUACCUCAUACAAGAGUUUUUCCGUUACCGGGAAUUGAAGUCGAUAUAUCGCGGUCAGGAGCAAGGCGGGUAGUCCUGCAAGAGGCGACACCGGCGAUGGCGGGUCGUUUCCGUUGCGAAGUGUCGGCGGACGCUCCCACGUUCCAUACGGAAAUACGCUCCGCACCGCUAGAUGUAGUUGAGUCUCCGGAGUGGGGUCCAAAGCUAGUAUCGGAUCGGUCGUGGUACGGGGUAGGAUCGACACUACGAGCCACAUGUGCGUCACCACCCGCACACCCUUCAGCGAAUCUUACAUUUGCACUCAAUGGCCUAGAAAUCGACAUGGACUCAUUUGUGCACGAGUUACCGGACUGGUUCAAAUGGGAUCCUCCAUCGAAAUCAGAAACGACAACGACUGAGCAGCCCGAUGACGAUAUCAAUUUCAACAUAUUUCACGAUGAAAGUAAUAUUCAGUAUUUGGAUGAGUCUUACAUAAGUCUUCAUAAAGAGGAAAUCAGACGGCCCCAAAAAGAGGAUAAGAAGAUCGUAUUUGAAAGAUCGGGGCCUGACAAUAGAUUGCCGUCAGUAGGUGAAGUUUUAUUUGUCGUUCGCAACGAGGCAUUCAUACGAGGUAGUCUGAGAUUGACCUGCAUAGCAAGUAUAUACAACCUGUAUGCGGCACGCGCCGAACUAAUUUUCGAUAUGGAGCAGCCAGAAGUUGCUUCGGUGUUGGGCGUCCGUAAUAGUGCUAUAGGUUCAAAUGGCGUUUGGCGAUUUUCAACUUUUAUACCAUUACUUUUGUAUAAAAUUCGGUAGUUAUAUAAAAUUUAUUUUGGUUUAAGCCUAAAGCUAUAUAAUAACGUAAAUAAUUCAUUUUCAACAUUCACAUUGUACAAAAUCAUGUAACAUAUCGCUAGGUAAUUGUAAGACAUUGUUGUCAUAAGUUUUCAUUAAAAGAAAUGUAAAUAAUAAGCUAGUUUUAGGUCUAAAUGGCCAAAAUAAAUACAAUACACUGAAAGAUAAAUUAGGAAACGACCUAUUUAUGUAACAAGUAGGUGCCUAAGUAAAAUGUGAUUUACAAUUUAUAUAUUAAUUUUAUUAUUCAAUCUACGAUUGUCUCUUUAUCUUUAUAAGCUAAGUUAAAUUUUAGAAAAUAUAAAUUAAAUCUUUAAUUAUCGUUUGUUUAAUUAUAGCAAAAUCUAAUAAAUGGGUUUACCUAUCUUAGCCACGUAACCUUGUCAAAGACUGAUUACUUAUUUAUAAAUUUAAAUCUUUCGAGAGUUUUAAGUU